Molecule: messenger RNA, 1554 nt
Organism: Bombyx mandarina (wild silkworm)
Lineage: Eukaryota; Metazoa; Arthropoda; Insecta; Lepidoptera; Bombycidae
Source: RefSeq, a predicted model, not a curated record
AUGGUGGAUCACGAUCCAGGCCUUAAACAGGAGGAAAACUAUCCUCUUUUAAAGGUGGAUGCGGGAGGAGGUGAUUCUUGUGUGGGUCCUCAAGCGCCGCUUACUACGGUAUCUCCAGGAUGGACCAUUGCUUCUGGGAGAAAACAUUCUUGGCUUAAUCGGUGGCCCGAAUUAUUCUCGGCCUGUUGGAUGACGUUUAUUUUAUUGGGAAUAUCUCUUCUGGUAUUUUACGCUAUUGGUAUUAGCGUUUACAGACACCAGGGUCUUAUAUUUGUAAAUUGCAACGACACCAGACCAUAUAGUCAAGUUUUUUAUCAUCAAAUAGUCUCAGCAGAAACAUAUUUUCCAUUCAGCUCGUACUAUGGAUAUCUAUCGAACAUGGUUACGCAAUACCCUGAUCUACGUUUGAAUUGGUUCUUCCUGAUCGACGAUUCACAGCAGUAUACCUUCAAUAAAUUAGUUCAAACGAGAAAAACGAAUGUCUUUGAGAAAAACAACAGGAGAUCCAUUCAAGAUUUUAGACUGAAAUACAAAAGUGUAAAUCUUACUAUCAUGCUCUUAAGUAAGUUUAUGGCGACGACUCCAAUGAGGUUCAAUUGGAGAACUAUUCCGGUAUCGUAUUUGAGUUUUUACGUAAGGACCUUCUCGGUCUGGCGCAACGGUGGCAUAGGGAUGGAUUUAUCUAUAUUCAAUGCACGAUUUAACAGUCGAUCCGAAGAUAAUAGAAUCAAAGCAAUAUUGAAACAGCACAAUGACGGUAUACAACCUGAAAUUUAUUCCAACGCACUCAGCACUAUAGACUCCCAAGAGGAAACUGAGUUUUUCGCGUUAAUUAACCAGUUUUUAAACGAAAUUCGAUCCCUUCUUAAUAAAACUAUGUUCUUUUCUACGACAUCCGAAAAGAGGCAUAAUUUUAACGAGCCACGCAAAGGUAAACGUGAAGUAAAGGACUUGUUUCGUAUUAAAAGUUUUGAUGAAAACUGUACUGCUCACCGCCAUUUGUCAAACUCAUCCAAUAACAAAGGAGCAGCAGCAAGCGAGAGCAAAUUAAAUAGCAGCGUAUCCCAUACAUUAAGGACAGUCGGCGAUGUGUUAACGUUUUCUAAUUCAAGCUCUAAUAAUACUCCAUCGCAAAGGGAUAUAAGAAAUAUAUUCCCUGAUAAGAUGAAUGCGACAUCAGAAAUGAAACGGGUAACGAAUAAUAGUUCAGAAUCUCCUUCGGUAAUGUUUUUCUAUGAAUUUUCAUUUUUGAGUGACGGAAUGGAGCCGGUUUAUGUGUUGCCUGAUUUCGAAAAGAAUUUAGGAGGCUUAAACACACAAGCAACAUUAAAGAAAAACACGAGAGAGAAUCGGAUUGCCCCUCAACUUUUGGCCAUAGAUUCGGAAGGUGUUUUUGUAGCGGCUUCUGCUCGUUUGCAUCCAUUAUUGGGAUAUUUAAUUGGCAAUGGCUGUCACCAUUUGCACCCCAAGUUUGCCAUUCAAAAUGCUUUAUCUACUCAUUGCUCACGAUAUUUUCGAAAUGAUUUAUACUGCGAUAAUAUUUUUUUGUUGUGA